This is a messenger RNA of Priapulus caudatus, 2100 nucleotides long. RefSeq names its product junctophilin-1-like. Gene Ontology annotation, cellular component: plasma membrane; endoplasmic reticulum membrane; junctional membrane complex. Lineage: Eukaryota; Metazoa; Priapulida; Priapulimorpha; Priapulimorphida; Priapulidae. The transcript has 6 exons. The record is from RefSeq and is a predicted model, not a curated record. The annotation marks the transcript as partial.
AUGACGAAACCGUCUCUAACGCGCUCGCUAACGACGAACGCGCCAAAACAUCGAGAACGUCUCUACGGGCGCAUGUACGGUCUUCCCGUGGACGUGUGGGCGGCCGGGGUGAUUGCCUUCAUCCUACUGUGUGGCUUCCCGCCUUUCGUCAGGCACCUACGUGUAAUAACCAAGCCCCCGCUCUGUGUUUCAGGCACCUACGUGGGACAGUGGCUGCGCGGACAGCGGCACGGCUACGGCGUCCGCAAGAGCGUGCCGUACGGUCUCGCCUCGCGCUCGCAGCCCGGCAUCAACCCACGUGACUCGCUGACGUCACUACGCAGCGAGGAGGACAACGACGCCGCCGUCGGCCGGGAUCUGAAGGUAGAGGACAAGCGUGGAGGGUUCAUUCUGCGCGCGCGCAGCGACGACGUGCCGACGCAGCGCAGACGCUCGCUCUUCGAAAAGAAAGAGACGCUGAAGCGAACCAUCAUGGCCGGCCUGCGCAUCAAGCGGCAGCGCAGCACGGGCGACCUCUACCGGCGCAAGGCGUGCGACACCAGCUCGAUUCGCAGCACGCACAGCGCUCGCAGCGCCGAUUCUCUCGGCUCGACGCACUCGGGUCUGACGAGCGCGUCGCUGGGGAGCGGCGACAGCGAGCAGAGCUUUCACGCCGACGACAUCGGCGACCCGGGCGUGACGGAGACGUACGCCGGAGAGUGGAAGGCGGACCGCCGCAGCGGAUUCGGCGUGUGCGAGCGCUCGGACGGGCUGAAGUACGAGGGCGAGUGGCACAACGACAAGAAGUACGGCUACGGCGUGACGACGUUCAAGGACGGCAGCAGGGAGGCGGGAAAGUACAAGAACAACGUUCUCAUCAGCGGCUCGGGAAUGAAGGGUCAGCUGCGACAGUUCCUGCUGCGGCAGAAUCGGCUGCGAGAGCGCGUCGAGGGCGGCAUGCACGCGUCGAACAGGGCUUCACAGAUCGCUCUGCAGAAGUCCGACAUCGCAGCGUCCAGGACGGCGACAGCGCGGCAGAAGUCACAGGAAGCGACUGAGAUGGCGAAGCGAGCACGUGAGAACUCGGAGCGGGCGCGCAGCUCCGCCAAACAGUUCGCCCCCGAAUUCCACCAACCCGGUACGGACCUCCUUAGGAAGGGUCAUCAUGAGGGUGGUGGCGUGAGACAGCACGUCGCCGAGCCACCGCACGUCAAACAGCGCGCCAUGUCGAUCUUCGCUCGCAAGAAGUCACUCGUGCCGUCGAGCGAGUCCUCGGGCCCGAGCGGCAAAGGCAAAAUGUCGGUGAGCCGUACGAUCGAGGAAAACUUGGACGCGGCGCUGCAGCAACCACAGCAGCAGCAGCAGCAGCAGCAGCAGCAGCAGCAGCAGCAGCAGCAGCAGCAGGCGUCGACGUUGCUAAGCGUGCCGAUGCCGAACGGUAGCCCGGGCGGUAACCGUAGCAGCGGCGGCAGCAGCAUCAGCAGCGCACAGCAAGAUGGCGGCGGGCAGGCGGACGUGAAGGCCAAGCAUCGGCUGAGCUUCGCAGACACGCACACGUACAUGUACGCCGACAACGACCGCAGCGCCACGCCGCGGGCGCGCUUCGACGUCGGCCACGACGAGGACAUGUACGAAGACCGAGGCCCCUACCGGCGCGACGAGCGGCCCAAGUCCGGCUACGACUACGAAUACAACUACGAGCACGAUCACUUCGCUGGUGACGACCGCUACGCCGACGACCGCUACGACGACGGCCGACACUACGUCGGCGGCAGCGGUCGUUAUGACCGCUACGACCAGCAGGGGGAGCGACCGGCGUAUCGGCGGUCGGUGACGCUCGAUUAUAGGAGUUCGUACGACACUGAGAAUCAGCGACCUAGCUACCAGCGCGCCUACAGCAACGACUACGAUGACCACAACUACUAUGGUGACAGGUAUGGCCGACAGAGAGAUUCGAGGAAGACUCUACCGGGAUACAAGAUGGCCGCGGGACAAAACUCUACAUCGGAGCCGCAGGGGGGCAGCAGCAGCGUUAGAGGCAACCCUGAUCAUCUAUCUACCCGUCUGCCUGCAAAUCUGCACAACGCUGUCGGUAGCGCGAGUGAAGACAACAAGCCGCAG